GGAACAGUCUUUCAGGUUGUCCCCAGGUGCAGCCCAUCUUUGAAGAUCCAUCCUCUCCCAGGGAUGAGAUCUUUGGAGCUUCUGUUGGUGGUUCUGUAGCUCUGGGAUUUUACCAGAUGGGGUUACUAACCCCAUGCCCAGGACCUUUCGCAGUCAGGCUUGACACCGUCCACGGCAGAGUUGAUAUUCUGACCUGAAGAUUUUUAAAUUCGUCAUCCAUGGGAUUUUGUUUGAGAUGAAGAUGGAGGAUGUUGAAUCACGAUUUGCACAUCUUCUUCAGCCGAUCAGAGAGCUGACAAAGAACUGGGAGAUUGAUGUAGCAGCUCAACUGGAGGAGUAUUUGGAAGAGUUGGACCAGAUCUGCAUUUCCUUUGAUGAUGGGAAAACAACAAUGAACUUUGCAGAGGCUGCGCUGCUGAUCCAGGGUUCUGCGUGUAUUUACAGCAGGAAGGUGGAGUAUCUGUAUUCUUUGGUGUACCAAGCACUGGACCUCAUAUCCAACAAAAAGCGGAAUCAGAAGCCAGCAUCUAUUGGGGAAAGUGGUACGGAUCAUGAUAUUUCUUUGGAUAAUCAGAAUGCGGAAAUGGAAUUUUUGUCUCUAGAUGACAUCGAGUGUCCCUCAAAAAACAGCAUUGAUAUGGAGAAAGAAGACAAUUCUCCUGUUGUGAGCAUUAUCCCAAUAACGCCACUGGCACUGGUACCACCUGAAGAAAUAGAAAAAAAGAACAAUCCACUGUUCAGCCGAAGAGGAGAGAUCCUGGGUAGCCGCAAGGAUUUCCGAAUGAAUACGUGCACUCCUCAUGCCACUGGUGCUUUUAUUUUGGAGCUGAAAAACGCAUCACCAAUGAGCUAUCUAAAUAAGCAACAGCAGGACAAUGCAGAACAUAAUAGGAAUGGCCUGCAAGAUUUUGCACAAGACAUGGUGAUGGAUAAUCACGACAGUAAAGCUCCUGUUCUAGCAUUGCACUUUUCAGAUGAUGUAGGCCGCACAGGAAUUGAUGAUGGUGGCGAUGCUGAUGAUGAUUUUCUCCCACAGUUACCAGAAGAAAAGAUGGAUCAGGAACACAUUGCAAGACAGAAGGGUGUAUCUGAGGCUCCGGGUUAUGCCCUCCGUGAGAAACGAGUGAAAACAAUUGACCCAGUGGACAGAAAGGAAGUGCUUGAUCCUUGGAGGAGCUUGGACCCCUUUGAAGCCACACAAGACAAGCCAUUCAAGAAAGGAAGGUAUUUUAUCAUCCCAUCAUGUGUCAAUGUCACAGGAACCAAACGGAAGCGGAAAAGCUUUGGAAAAGUGAAAGACUUUGGGAAAUGGUUCUCUGGAACAUAUUAUGGUGGACAGAGUGAUACAAAGAACAAAAAAAGAGGACCGAUGUUUGCAGAUAUGGAGGUUCUGUACUGGAAACACAUGAAAGAAAGACUGGGGGCACAAAGGAAGUAUCAGCAGAGAAUGAUUGCUCUACGUGGGCGAGUAAUAGAAGAGUUAGAAACUGAAGCAGGAAAUGUGGAAGAAGAAUUAAACAAGUCGCAAGAACAAGAUGAAGACCAUCUGGAUUAUGAUGGAGUGGAAGAUGACUAUGGCAUUGAUUUGGAACACGAAGUUGUUGGAUCUCAGGAAAACCAUUGCCCCUUGAAUUUGGAUCCUCUUGGAGAAGCUGGAUUUGUGAGUUAUGAGGAGCUUGUCAGAAGGAAUGUGGAACUGUUUAUUGCUAACUCCCAGCAGUAUGCCCAGGAAACUGCUCUGUCACUUCGUGUUAAGGACUGGGAGGAAAAGAUUGGCCCAAGACUAGAAAAAGAAGAGGAGAGAGCUGCCUUUGCCAUCCAUGAUUAUGCGGAUAGAAUUGUGGAUGCAUUUGAUUACAUAAAACAAAGACGUUCAUUUGCAAAUAUUGUGUCUGGAAAGGAGUCAUUUGAGGUGUGUCGAUACAUGCUCGCCUCUCUACAGCUGGCUAAUGACUACACGGUGGAAUUAUGGCAGAGAGACGGAUUGUAUGAGUCAGUUGACACGAUGGAACUCACGUUGCUGAGCAAAGUAAGAGCUCAUGAUCGGUUCCGGACCUACAUGGCUCCAUCUCUUUCCAAUAAAUAAGAAAACUCUCAAACCUUCCUGCGUCUCUCACAGCCUUUAAAGUUGCUAACUCUCCUACAUAUUACUGAAAGCCGUAAAUGGAGAAGGCUGUGCUGUUUCUGCUUGAUGUACGCAGCUAAUGUCUGAGAUGUUGCUCAUGAACAAGUUGCCUGGAUCUUUCAUUUGAUGGAAACCUUCCUUAACAUUAAAUCCUCAACAAAACAAUUUGUGGAUUGACUUUGAAAAGAAAGAGUAAUUAUGUUUAAAUAUUCUCAUGUGUAGUUCCAGAUUAUUUUAAGUACAGCAUGAAUAUUGAAAUGCAUCCUUUACAGUAAUCUUUUAAGCCACUUUAUUUGCUCUUAUUUUUCCGCCUGUGCUGAAGACAUAGCUUUCUCAUUAAAUGAAUUCAUUUACUGUUAUUAAGGCACCCGAGUUUCAGAUUUGUGUCAAGAAAUGUUUGGGCUUGUCCAUGCUUCCCUGGAGUGUCAGCAAUGUCACAUUCUAGGUUGGUAUUAGAUCUACAGUAUCAUCUUCUGAUUGGAGUGCAGUUUAAGUGAGACACAUUUUCACCCUCCUUAAAAUUUCCCAGAUUUGGAAAUCUCUUCAAAUACUAUAUGUAACUUAGUGCUGGUUGUAACUUUGUAAGAUGCAAUGCAGUUCUUGUAUGUUUUGGGGGUCAGAAUUGUGGUUGAAUAUUUCCCUUGCUGUUUACUGUAAACAAGAAUAAACCUUGUCAGUAGUACUGAGGGAGGGAACAUGAGUGGGAUGGUGGGGAACCAGGAAUGAUGCUCUAAUAUUGAUUAGUAUGGUUGGUGAAGGUGUGUAUUGUGUUUAUUAAGAAUAACUGGAGAUCAUGAUGAGUUUGGGUACACAUUCAAUGCACUUUUACCAAGAACAAUUUUUAAAAUAUAACUGUCUAUCAAAACUUGUAAACUUGGACAUUCUAUUUAAAGCUUUUUUAUAGAAGUGAUGGUAUUGCAAGAUCUGUAGAACUACGCUAUUCAAGGCAAUUAUUGUAUCCAGGAUAUAAUAUUCUGUUGACAAAUGCUUUUAGCAUAUGCUCAAGAGGAACAACACAAAAAAACAAUUACUAUGCACCAUUGUGGGGUGUGGGGCAUUCUCAUUGUUAAAAUAAUUACAAGCAAAAUUUCAGUGAGUGGAAAAUGGUAAAAAGUGAAUCUUCCUCUGUUGCAGUGUCAGUGGCCUUUGUUACUAUGACAGCAAACAAAUCAGUGCACUGUACCAUCUAUUUUGUAUAUGUGUAAAAUAAAAAUUAAAAUGAUUUGAAAUGAAUGAUUCUUUAAGAAUUCACAGAAUGUCAUCAUGUGUGUAGAUAACAAACUCUUCAGUGCAGUACAGUGAAGAGACACUGGCGGUCAAGUUGUUCAAGGAUUCUGAUUGACCAUUUGGCUAUUUAUGCAUGGAAUGUGUCAGUGACAGAGCCAGAAAGUAUUUUCACAGCAGCAGCAUUUAAUUCCAUAACAAGAUAGAGAUCACAUCCAGAGUUUGGAUUAAUAAGUGGUGAUUCUUAUCCCAACCCAACCAAUACAUACCGAUCACCAAGAACAGAACCAAACCAGUUGUCUCUUGACAUGAUAAUUGAACUAGCAUGUUUAAAAUGCUGGUGAUCACUAAUAACAAUAACCCUCAGGACUCAUCACAAAGAAGCUGAAGACUGGUUAUUGUACAAAAAUAAGUUGUAACCUGACUUCCUAAAGCCUUGCUGUGAUUGAUAUGAAGCACUUUAAGAGAAGUAAUCAGUCUACCUGCUUAAAUGAGCAAGUUCCACAAAUACUCAAGCUUUUCAUCCAGAACAAAGCAGACUGCUUGCUGAGUAUCCAUUAAAGCAAUGAGACUAACUAGUCAGUCAAUCAUUCUUUGUCAGAGGUACUUUAUCCCACAGCUACAUGAGUUCUACAGAGAAGUUCACCCAAGCCUGAUUAUCUAAGCUGCAUCAAUGCCCUCCACCACAAGGUCAGAAGUCAAGAUGUUCACUGACAAUUGCAGUUUUUAACUUCAUUUGUAAAUACUCAGCAACUGAUUGCCCAUACAUGCAGUCUAAAUCAUACAAAUGGAACAUGCCUUUUUGGAUUACGUUGUCCAUGACUGAUCAAGUACCAUCAGUACUAAACCUGUUUGCCAGUCCCUAGGCAAUUCCAGUGCUUGAUUAGAUAUUUAAAUGAUAAAAUGCUUGCCUCUACCCCCAACUCAAGUAUUGUGCUCCAGAUACCAGAACACACUGGAAGAAUUCUUCGGAUCUCUCAUUUCGUACCCUAAACUUGUGUCUUGAAAUUUUCAUCUCUGCUCUGGUGGAACAUUUCUACUCUUGAGCCACACCCACUUGUAUUUCAGGUUCUGCCUGUCCAGUUUCAUGAUAACAAAUGCUCCGUCCCAAGCAACAUCCUGCCGAAUCUCCUCAGCACCCCUCCAUUGUAUUCACAUUCUUCCCAUCGCGUGGCAGACUUGCACAGUAUUACAGUUGUGGCCUAUGUUUUAUAAAAUUAUACAAUAAGCUCUCUGCGCUUAUACCUGAUGCCCCAGCUAAUGAAGACAAGUAUCACAUAAACGUCUCCCAGCUUGUGUGUGUGUUGCAAUCUAUGGAUUUGUACACCAAAUUCCCACCUUUUCACAAAACUCCAUACAGCCCUAACAUUUGAGUGAUACUCCCGGGGCCAUGGUUACAACAGCAGGGUCCUGUAAUAACUGAUUUACCCCUUAUCACCCCAAGUUGUUCCUACCAACUAUAAGGCUCAAGUUGGAAGCAUGAUCAAAUACUCAACCUUUACUAAAUGAGUGAAAUGACAAGAGCUCUGAAGAAGCCCAAUACCCAUCCAGGAUAACGCAGCCCACUUGAUUAGAGUUUCAUCAUCACCCUAAACAUUCAUUUUGCACAUUGUCUGUAGUGUGUGUGUGCCACUUACAAAAUGCUCACCAGAUUACCAUGGCAGUGCCUACCAAGCCACCACCAGCAAGGGCAAAGGUAGCAGGCACAUACAGACAUCAGAAUGUGCAGCUCCACCUCCAAAUCAGGCAUCAAUGGAAAUGUGUCACUUGUCCAUAACUACACUAAAUCCAAAUACUGGAUCCUCCUAUAAGACGACAAAAUGAGAUUACCUUCACCAGGAUUGCAAAUGUUCAAGAUGAUAGCCGACCACCAUUUUCCCAUGCACAAUAAAUCCUUGCUUCACCAGUGAUACCCUGAUACUUAUUAUGAAUAUAAAAACACCUUUCACAUGUACUUAGCUACACUGCUUGACAAAUGUGGCUGGAAGUGUUUGUAAUUUACAAACAUACUACAGCCAUAUGUCAACGAUUACUGGACAGUGCUUUCCAAAAUUGAACUCCGGCACCAGAAAGAAAAAGGUAGCUGACACAUAAUUGAGUCAGCAAUUCAGUAAUUACAGAAACUUGGCCAUACAAACUGGACGUGGUUGAAAGAUCUGUAGUCUGAAUACCAACACUGGGGAACAAAACAAUUUUAAAACAGUCUGUAAAUCAACGUUCACAGCAUUUGCCAACUUUGCAACCAUUUCACCACUAAUCCUUUAAUCUUUCAGAUUCUUUUCAGUGAAUAAAAUGAUUUACAACAUUAUGAAAUGCCUUUUGCAAGUUCAAAUAUUCAACUUCAUUAACACCAUAAACUAUUAUUUUAUCAUGUUAAUCAUGUUUGAGUUGGAACAACUUUCCACAAAUGCACUAUUGAUUUGCAUAUUUCUAACAUUCGUAGGGUCGUACUUUAAAGUUUAACAAAUCUUAGCUGAUUCAAUUUAUUACCCUGCAUAUUUCUAACAUUCGUAGGGUCGUACUUUAGAGUUUAGCAAAUCUUAGCUGAUUCAAUUUAUUACCCUAUCUUUCCUAAAUUUCCACUUGUAAACCAUUACUUUGUUUUUAAACAUAGUACCAAAGUUGAACAAAAUCUUUCAGUCUUACUUAAAGUUAUGAGAAGUGGGGAAAAGACAGUUGGGGGGGAAGGGUGGAACUGUCAGCCCCGUUGAAAUGAGCUUUGGAUGGCACUUCGGUGCUGUGAGAAUGAUUAAUUUGGAAAAUUAGUAGUGAGAUGUUGCCCUACAGUCAAUUUAGAGGCGCAGGAACACAGGGAUCUGAACCAUAAGAUUAAUUCCAUUUCUGUUCUGAUAUAAAGACUCAAAGUGGGAAAUAGAUUAUGGGAACUCUGUUCAACUCCCAGAAAUAGCAUUUUCUUGAUUCAACUCAAACACUUGACAUAAUCUUCUUACUUAACACUACUUAUUGUAUCUUCUCAGUUUACUGUCUGCAGGCAUGUGAUGGGAAUUUCCGAAAUGCAGUUUCACAGAAUGCAUUGGCCAAGUUUGUAUCAUUAAUAAUUUAUUAACUUCAGAAUUGUGUUAAGACAGGCAUAUCCAUCCUGCGGGAAGAUAAUCAAAUCUGCCUAAACCACAUACCACAUUACACCUUUGAUUAUUCCACUUUAAAUCCAUAGUUCUGCAUAGCGUAGCCAAGAUUGCACAUGUGCAAUUCCUGAGCUAGGUUUCACAGGUCUGCCAUACUCUUGGUUCUUCAUAUGCACCUGGUAUUUCAGGUUAUUAGGACUGAAAAAGUUACCUAUUUCAUCAUCAUUCAGAUUUGUGCCAAGCUGGUCUUGAGCCCAUCAUGAAACAAUUUUUCCUGGCGGGCAAGUUUGCUAGAUCUGUUGGGGAGGGUUUAAAUUAAUUUCGCAGCGGGGGGGGGAAAUUACCAGGUAAGGGAUGGGGCAGAUGGUUUAUGAGUAGAUGCAGUGUGUAAUGAGAAUGUGAGGAUGGAUCGGCAGUUGAUAUGGAAAAAUUGCAGUCAGUAGGAGGCAUUGAAUUGUGUCUUUUAAUAACAGGGAGGUGGGUUCAACAGUUUGUAAAAAUGAGGGCAAAGUACAAGGGAAGGGAGAUGCAGCAAAGGUUACAGAAGUCUCCAGAAUAAACAAAGACAAGAAUUUAACUUCCAGUAAGGCAAAAUUAAAAAGGGUGGUGAAUACAGGACUAAAGGUGUUAUAUCUGAAUGCGUGCAGUAUAAAGAAGUACAGCUCAAGAAAAAAGCUUGUGAACCCUUUGCAACUACCUGGUUUUCUGCAUGAAUUGCUCAUAAAAUGUGUUCUGAUCUUCAUCUAAGUCACAAUAAUAGGCAAAUGCAAUCUACUAACAAUUGUACGCCUCAUCAAUACUGAGUACACUAUUUAAACAAUCACAGUCUCAGUUCAAAAAAGUAUUUGAACCUCUGAGGUAAUGCCUUCAAAAAAAAGCUAUUUGGAGUCAGGUGUUCCAAUCAAUGGAUGCUGAAGGAGGUGAAAAGAACCCAAGGGUAAAAGCAAAAGUCCUUCAGAAAGCUCUAGAACUUGCUGAAGUCUCUCUUCAUGCGUCCACUAUAAGAAAAACACUGAACAAAAAUGGUGUUCAUGGAAGGACACCAUGGGAGAAACCACUGCUCUCCAAAAACAAAACAUUGCUGCAAGUCUCAAGUUUUCAAAAGACCACCUGGAUGUUCCACAAUGCUUCUGGGGCAAUGUUCUGUGGACAGAUGAGACAAAAGUUGAACUUUUUGGCAGAAAUGCACACCAUUAUGUUUGGGGGGAAAUGGGCACUGCACACCCAACACCAAAUCCUCAUCCCAACUGUGAAGCACAGUGGAAAGACCAUCACGGUUCAGGGCUGCUUUGCUGCCUCAGGGCCUGGACAGCUUGCAAUUAUUGAGGGAACAAUGGAUAGUAUCAAGACACGUCAUAGGAGAAUAUCAGGGUAGCGGUCUGUCACCUGGGGCAUAACAGAAGUUGGAUGAUGCAACAAGGCCAUGAUCCGAAACACAAUAGUAAAUCAACAGCAUAGUAUAAGGAUAAGAAAAUUUGUAUUUUGGGAUGUCAAAGUCAGAGACCAGACCUUAACCCAAUUGAGAUGCUGUAGCAUGACUUGAAGAGUGCUGUUCAUGCAAGGUAUCCCAAUAAUAUCGAUGAACUGAAAUAGCUUUGUGUGGAGGAAUGGUCUUGGCCAUUGUGCAAGUCUAAUUCAGCAGCUACGGGAAACAUUUGGAGGAGGUUAUUCCUGCUAAAGGAGGUUCUACCAGUUAUUAAAUACAAGGGUUCACAUACUUUUUCAAGCCUGGACUGUGAAUGAUUAAACAAUGUGUUCAAUAGAGAUAUGAAAAGUACAAUUGUUGAUCUGUGCAACUCACACAGAAUGCUGGAGGAACUCAGCAGGCCAGGCAGCAUCUAUGGAAAAAACUAAAGUUGACAUUUCGGGCCGAGACCCUUUCCAGUCUGACCUGAGGGUUUCCGCCCGAAAU
Mobula hypostoma (lesser devil ray) is the source of this 8347-nucleotide messenger RNA. It is a transcript of the gene ncaph2, whose product is annotated as non-SMC condensin II complex, subunit H2. Gene Ontology annotation, molecular function: chromatin binding. Gene Ontology annotation, cellular component: nucleus; condensin complex. The record is from RefSeq and is a predicted model, not a curated record. The transcript is spliced from 21 exons. Lineage: Eukaryota; Metazoa; Chordata; Chondrichthyes; Myliobatiformes; Myliobatidae. Gene Ontology annotation, biological process: mitotic sister chromatid separation; meiotic chromosome condensation. The coding region runs from base 236 to 2086 and encodes 616 amino acids.